UGCGACCCUGUAGAACAGGAUAAAGCAGCUAGAGAUGAUGAGAGCUGUUAUAAUGAGUUCAGCAGGAGACAGACAGUGCUCCUCCAGGACGUCUCAGUCUCCUGAUCCCUCACAGCUGUAUGAAGACGUGAAAAUUGAGAUUUCGGAUGGAGGGACAUCUGAAGUGUCAGGAAUCUGUGUGAAGAAAGAAGAGACACUGGAGUUGAACAUCUACAACCAUGGAAACAACCUUGAGAACCCACCUGAAGUUCUCUCCGUGAAAGAGGAAGAUCCUGACAAUAAAGACUGCCUCUAUUGUGAAGUUUGCAAAUCCUUCUUCUUUCACAAGUGUGAGCUUCACGGACCACCCCUCUUCAUCCCUGAUACUCCUGUUCUCAUGGGAGUUCCUGACCGAGCCAGGCAAACACUUCCUCCUGGACUAGAGAUUCGGAAGUCCGGUAUUCCUGAUGCAGGCCUGGGAGUGUUUAAUAAGGGGGAGACUGUUCCAGUAGGUGCACACUUUGGACCCUACCAGGGAGAAUUGGUGGACAUAGAGAAAGCCAUGAAUAGCAGAUACUCGUGGGUGAUAUGCAGGAGCAGGCAGUGCGAAGAGUACAUAGAUGCCACAAGAGAAAUGCAUGCAAAUUGGAUGAGGUAUGUGAAUUGUGCUCGUAAUGAUGAAGAACAGAAUCUUGUGGUGUUUCAGUAUCGAGGGGGAAUUCUGUAUCGUUGCUGUCAACCCAUUAACCCAGAACAGGAGCUCUUGGUGUGGUAUGAUGAGGAGUAUGCCAAAGAACUAAGUCCUGUGUUUCACAAGCUCUGGAACAAAAAGUGUUCCAUGAAUGGAGAGGAGCCAUAUCACUGCUCCCAGUGUGGAAAGAGUUUUACACAUCAGAGUAAUCUCCAACAACACCAGUGCAUUCACGGAGGGGAGAAGCCAUAUCACUGCUCCCAGUGUGGAAAGAGUUUUACACAUCAGAGUAAUCUCCAACAACACCAGCGCAUUCACAGAGGGGAGAAGCCAUAUCACUGCUCACAGUGUGGAAAGAGUUUUACUCAUCAGAGUAAUCUCCAACAACACCAGCGCAUUCACACAGGGGAGAAGCCAUAUCUCUGCUCACAGUGUGGAAAGAGUUUUACUCAACAUAGUGAUCUUCAGCGUCACCAGCGCAUUCACACAGGAGAGAAGCCAUAUCUCUGCUCACUGUGUGGAAAGAGUUUUACUCAAAAGAGUCAUCUCCAACAACACCAGCGCGUUCACACAGGGGAGAAACCUCAUUACUGCUUACAGUGUGGAAAGAGUUUUACUCAUCACAGUGCUCUCCUACGACACCAGCGCAUUCACACGGGAGCGAAGCCAUAUCAGUGCUCACAGUGUGGAAAGUUUUUCACUCAAAAGAGUCAUCUUCAACUACACCAACGCAUUCACACAGGAGAGAAGCCAUUUCUCUGCUCACAGUGUGGAAAGAGUUUUAUUCAUCAGCGCUAUCUCCAAUUACACCAGCGAAUUCACACAGGGGAGAACCCUUAUCAGUGCUCACAGUGUGGAAAGAGUUUUACUCGACAGAGUCAUCUUCAACUCCAUCAGCGCAUUCACAAAGGAGAGAGGCCCUAUCACUGCUCACAGUGUGGAAAGAGUUUUAUUCAUCAGAGUCAUCUCCAACAACACCAGCGAAUUCACACAGGAGAGAAACCAUAUCACUGCUCACAGUGUGGAAAGAGUUUUACUCAUCAGAGUGCUCUCCUACGACACCAGCGCAUUCACACAGGGGAGAAGCCGUAUCAGUGCUCACAGUGUGGAAAGGGUUUCAUUCAUCUGAAUCAUUUCCAAGAACACCAGAGGAUUCACACAGGGGAGAAGCCUCAUCACUGCUCACAAUGUGGAACAAGUUUUACUCAUCAGAGUGCUCUCCGACGACACCAACACAUUCACACAGGAGCGAAGCCGUAUCAUUGCUCACAGUGUGGAAAGAAUUUUACUCAAAAGAUUCAUCUCCAACUACACCAGCGCAUUCACACAGGAGAGAAGCCGCAUCACUGCUCACAAUGUGGAAAGGGUUUCAUUCAUCUGAAUCAUUUCCAAGAACACCAGAGGAUUCACACAGGGGAGAAGCCUCAUCACUGCUCACAGUGUGGAACAAGUUUUGCUCAUCAGAGUGCUCUCCGACGACACCAACACAUUCACACAGGAGCGAAGCCGUAUCAUUGCUCACAGUGUGGAAAGAAUUUUACUCAAAAGAUUCAUCUCCAACGGCACCAACGCAUUCACACAGGAGAGAAGCCGUAUCACUGCUCACAGUGUGGAAAGAGUUUUACUCGACAGACUCAUCUCCAACAACACCAGCGCAUUCACACAGGGGAGAAGCCAUAUCACUGCUCCCAGUGUGGAAAGAGUUUUACUCAACAGAGUAAUCUCCGACAACACCAGCGCAUUCACACAGGAGAGAAGCUUUAUCAUUGCUCACAGUGUGGAAAGCCUUUUACUCGACAGGAUUAUCUCCAAAAACAUCAGCGCAUUCACAAAGUACAGAAGCCUCAUCACUCCUGA
This is a messenger RNA of Neoarius graeffei (lesser salmon catfish), 2527 nucleotides long. Its product is annotated as zinc finger protein 271-like. The transcript is spliced from 7 exons. Lineage: Eukaryota; Metazoa; Chordata; Actinopteri; Siluriformes; Ariidae. The record is from RefSeq and is a predicted model, not a curated record. Gene Ontology annotation, biological process: regulation of DNA-templated transcription. Bases 35 to 2527 code for a protein of 830 amino acids. Gene Ontology annotation, molecular function: DNA-binding transcription factor activity, RNA polymerase II-specific; RNA polymerase II cis-regulatory region sequence-specific DNA binding; histone methyltransferase activity.